Priapulus caudatus is the source of this 3964-nucleotide messenger RNA. RefSeq names its product disintegrin and metalloproteinase domain-containing protein 12-like. The transcript has 21 exons. Gene Ontology annotation, molecular function: metalloendopeptidase activity. Gene Ontology annotation, biological process: membrane protein ectodomain proteolysis. The record is from RefSeq and is a predicted model, not a curated record. NCBI's taxonomy places the organism in Eukaryota, Metazoa, Priapulida, Priapulimorpha, Priapulimorphida, Priapulidae. The coding region runs from base 35 to 3964 and encodes 1309 amino acids.
ACACUGUGAACGGGGCCUGUGAUUAGUGAAGGCGAUGGAAGCUGUUCGAAUAGGAUACUGUUAUUUGUGUUCGUGUUAUUUAACCAUUUUACUUUCUAAUUUUGCAAUUUUCAAGCUGGCAUAUGCGACUGAUGAGAUUGGCACACAUAUACAAAGGAUCCAUGGAUCCUUGCCUUCACAAGAAUUCCAACAGCAUGACAUUACAGUGCCUUUCCAGCUAGUUAGCCGACAGAAGCGGCAUGUAGAUACUUUCACUGAGAGUGGGCAUUUGCCUGAAACAUCGUUUGUAUUCGAGGCAUUUCAGAAGACGUUCACAGUAGACCUCAGCCUAAACAGAGAUCUUUUUACAAGCAACUAUAUAGAGAAACAUUUCAUAUAUGGCAAACCUGUGAUAAGGAAUGAUAUCAAUCAUACAAAAGAGCACUGUUACUACCAUGGCCAAGUGCGAGGUAUACCAAAAUCGGCUGCUGCUAUAUCUACUUGCUCAGGAAUCAGUGGUUUUGUGGAUGAUGGCGAAGAGGCGUACCACAUUGAACCCGUGAAGGACAGUUCACACGGGCAUCACUUCGUGUACCGGACCUCUGAUCUCAUACCACAGAUAAAAAUAACAGGUUAUAAUGACACGGUGGAUGCGAUGCUAUUAAAUCUACCUACAGAUCGGAGCCAACUCUUACGAAGGAGGAAGCGCUAUGUACAAGGUCCAGACGAAAGCAACCAGUACUCCAAAUAUGUCGAGCUAUAUAUCGUCAAUGACAAGAGAGAGUUUGAAUCCUGGGACAGAGAUUUGAAAAAGGUCAUCACACGGUCAAAAGAAAUAGCGAAUGUAGUCAAUGCUCUGUACAAGCCGCUGAACACCUACAUUGCGCUGACGGGCGUCGAGGUGUGGACGCACGAGGACGAGAUCAAGCUGUCGGUGGAUGGCGACGAGACACUCUUCAGCUUUCUCACCUACAGGCAGGAGCGGCUCAUACCGAAGCACCCAAACGACAACGCCCAGCUCAUCAGUGGCAUGGUCUUUAAUGGAGGAGUGGUGGGGAAGGCAUAUAGAGGCCUCAUAUGCAGCUUUGAAUACUCAGCAGGUGUGACAAUGGAUCACAGUAGACUCGUGCUGCCAGUGGCUACGACGCUUGCACACGAGCUAGGUCACAACUUUGGCAUGGAACAUGACAUAGACAGCUGUGAAUGCCCAGAGAAGAAGUGCAUCAUGUCUCCCUCGUCUGGGUCUUUCAUACCAAGGCACUGGUCAGCGUGCUCCUACAGAUACUGGAAGAAGUCGCUGCGCAGGGAGCUUGACUACUGCCUGCACAACAAGCCGUAUCACAUAUUUGAGAGUCCCAUGUGUGGAAAUGGUUAUGUAGAGGAAGGAGAAACGUGUGACUGCGGGCUGCCGGAGUUCUGUGACAGCCCCUGCUGCAACGCGACGUCAUGCCAGAUCUACCCUAACGCCACCUGUGCGACGGGUAUGUGCUGUGAUCUGACCACGUGCAAGCACAAGCCACCCGCGACACUGUGCAGACAAGCUGUCAGUGAAUGUGACCUGCCUGAGUUUUGUCGCGGUGAUUCACUGAACUGUCCCGAUGACGUGCAUGUGCAGGAUGGAGAGGGAUGCGCAGCUGGCAAAGCGUACUGCUACGAUGGGACGUGCUCGUCACAUGAGAGUCAGUGCAAACGGAUCUGGGGACCGACUGGCCGGGUAUCAGCCUCAGAGUGCUUUGACCAUAACCUCCGUGGCACCGAGAGGGGCAACUGCGGUUACUUCCGCAACAACAAAACCUUCACCGCCUGCAUGCAGGAAAACAUCAUGUGCGGCUUGCUACACUGCACACAUCUGAACGAGCGCACAGAGCUGGGUAUGGAGUCCGUGACACGGCUCUCACGCUCCUUCAUACACUCUCAGCACGGCAGUGCUAUUCUACCCUGCCACACCGCAAUGAUAGAUCUCGGCUUGAACAAUAGGGACCCGGGACUCACUCCCAAUGGAGCCAAGUGUGGUGACAACAUGAUGUGCAUUAACGAGUCAUGUCAGAGUGUAGAAGAUAUAAAGAUAUUCCAGUGCCCUGAGCAAUGUCACAAUAAAGGGGUUUGCAACAAUAGAGGGCACUGCCACUGUAUUGAGGGUUAUUCGCCUCCACUAUGCGAUGUUCCUGGCUUGGGAGGAAGCAUCGAUAGCGGGCCACCUCUCACCAGCAUAAGACCCAGUCGACUGUUGGUCAUCCUACUGUGCCUUUUCGUCAGCAUUAGCUUUCUCAUAGUCGCAGUGCUAGUCGUCAUAUUUAAGCAUAAGGGACUGCGAGAUUGGAUGGUGCUGAACAGUGCAAAGAAGACGAAAAAGCAAGCCUUCAUGUCGUCGAGCAGCGUCGUAAAAACACCGAGGAAGACGCCGUCGAUGACGUCGAAGCCCAUCGCGUCGGUGCCCUCAUUCAAGAUGAACAACGGAGUGACGAGCCCGACGUGCGACGUGCCCGUGCGUCCGGCGCCGGCCGUCCCUCUGCCAUCGCGGCCGUCGUUCAACAAGGCCGACAUCGGGCGACCGGUCGCCAACGGCGUGGCGCCGUCCGCCGACCUGCAGCCGCUGCUGCCUCCGCCGCCGCAGCAGCAGCAUCACGCGGUGCAUCGAACGCACAGCGUCGCUCUGCCCGCGAAGCCGCACCCGCCGACCGUCGCCAAGUCGUACUCGCAGCGCGACGACGCGGGCGGCGCGAUGAGGCGCCCCCUGCUGCGACGCGGCAGCUCGUCGACGCCGGAGACGGACCGCCGCGACCCUCUGCCGCCCGUCGGCGGGCCGAUUGGCCGGCAGAGGGACCGAGGAGGAGGACCGUCGCUGCCGAGCUACGACCAGGCGGUCGGCGUGGUGGACGCGCAGGGCGACGGCGCGCCGGCGAGCUCGUUCGCGAGGUACCCGUGGUCGCGGAAGCCCCACCAGCACGGGAUGCUGCCGCACGGCGCGCUCGCGGAGGAUGACGAGGAGGCGGCGGGCGCGCACGCUGCAGUAGCCAACUCGCUGAGCGGAGACAUCGACGAGGCGCUCCUGCAGAGGAACAUACCGCCGGUGAGACCGCUGCCGAAGAUGAACCGGCCGCGGUCGAGCGCCGGCGAUCAGCAGCACGUCGCGCGGUCCCCGCCACCGAAGCCUAGUCCGCCGCGUCUCGGCGCCGCGGUGCAGCCGCACAACCCUCUGCACGUGCAGAUUUCAGCCAAAGAACGUCCCGCGCAGCCGCAGAGGCCCAGUCCCGUCUACUCGGCGAGCUCGGACGUGAUGCCGCUAGCCGGCGGUCAUCCGGCCGGGCGGGCGGCGUCUUUCGAUAGGGGCGCUGCAGCGCUCGGUCGCAGCGCACCCAGGAGAUCCGGCAGCGACAGAACUUCGCCGUACACCGCCGGCGCGACGAUGAAAUCCUUCAAACCGUCGCCGCCGCCGCCGCUGUCGUCGUCGAUGACGAGCUUCAAGCCGCCGCCGUCGUCGGCGCCACCUGGCGGCAGGAGCACGCUCGGCAGGAGCGCGAGCGUGGCGGAGGCGAGCCACGCGGGGGCGCCGGCGUCGGCGGUGCGGCGGAGCGCGAGCGCGCUGCCCAGCCAGCCCUCGCUGCCCGUCUACCAGAACGUGCCGCGGACGCUGAAGCGGUCGGCGUCGCAGCGACCGACAAAGCCGCCGCCGGGGCCGCCGGUGCCGCGGCGCGGGGGCAGCCUGACGCGCGACGCGUCACCGCCACGAGUCUACGGCGUCAGCGACGACGAGAGCGAGCACUACUACAACACGCGCGCCGGCGACAGCCUCUACUGCAACGACGUGCUGGGAGCGCGCGACACGCUGGCCGAGGCCGAGGAGGAGGAGGAGGAGGAGGACUACUAUCAGGACGUGCAGGCGCCCGACUGGUACAACGCGAACAACAACCACAAUGCUGUGCAGGAAACGGAGCUGAGUUGGCACACUGAGGUAGAGGGGACGAGAAAGAAAGGAAAGAAAUAG